AUGGUCAGGGAUAAUGGAGGGGGCCAUUUGGAUGCCGAGAGAGCCAUCAAAAAAUACGAUUUGAAUGUCUCGACAUUCGACGUGGUGAAAGUGGAGAACUUUAUAAACUACAAAUGCACAACGCUAUUCUGGUACUUUUACAUGUGGAUCCUCGUGCUUUUGUCAUUUAUCUUGAUUGCAGCAGAUAUCUACUCAUGUCUUAAUAUCCUAGUAUUUAAAAAAUGGGGCACCGAAGACUAUAAACCAUACGCAUACUCCAUAGCCAAAUGGAUCUUCACUGGAUGUAUCAUUUUCCAAUUUGUAUUGGUGAUCUACCAUUGGAUAUGGGCACUACACAUUUACAGAACAAGAAACAUUGCACUAGUAUACUUGAAUUCAAUCUGCAAGAAGAUAUACUCAAUCAAGUCAUAUUCCUGUUUCUGUUUGCUCAAUAGUAUAGACGAAGGCAAUUUCCAUGACUUUUGUUGCUUCCUCACAUAUUAUGAGUUGGACAAUGCACCACAGAUUUUGAUUGCAGACACACCAAGACAAGUGAUCAAUAUACUCACUUUGCGGUACUACGCCACCGGCGGAGAGUUGAACAACGAUAUAUUGCGCAAUAUCAAGAGUAUAGCUCAAACAAAUUUGAACUUGUCAAUUAUCCUAAGUUUCAUGUGCUUGUCAGUAGUGAUUUAUGCACUUUUCUUUUUCCGGUUCCUUUUUGGAAUGAUCAUGUACGUACCGUUGAAAUGUUAUUUAAGAGACAAAGAGGCAAACACGUUCAAGAGCUAUUGCUGCAUACUAAUCAACAAGUCAGUAUCGCAUGCAGUUAGACUCCACCACAAGUCCAAACAGGAAUUGCUCGAUAACGGAAUCUUGUCGAGAGAAGGAAUCGCACAACUCCCAGAAUUGGACCAAGAACUACCAGACUAUACAGAUUAUACCAGGGUCUUUUAUCCCAACAAAAACGACUCUGAAGAUGAAAUACCAAUGAGACAAUUUUAUGGAAGAAGCGAGAGCUCCAAAUCACAGCAGCUGAACAUAAACGUUUCCAGACCACUCUUGGAAGAACAACCAUCGUUUGAACAGCUACAAACACAACAGCAAGAAGAACAAGUCUAUUCAACAUUAAACAACGAAAAGGGCCCUUUAAUGAAUAGACGAUUGAGCACAUUACAAGAUAAGAAUAGAAAUAGAAAAGAGUAUAACCUCGCAAACACAACAUCACUACCAUUAUCAUCAUCAUUAUCAUCAUCAUCACCACUUCCACUUCCACCACCACCACCAAGAACAAUAUCAACAGCAACAACGACACCACGAAAUGAUCAAACAGACUUAUACAAUACUGCAUACACAGGCGUAGCACCAGAACUAACAUCUCACAAGACAGGACAGCUUUUGGAAACACAAAAUAUGUUUGGUAAUCAAUUUCAUGACACACAUAAACAUAAACAUGAACAUAAACAUAAACAUCAACAUCAACAACUUCAGCAAGAAAGUUUCAUGCCAUCGAUACCUAAACGAUCCUUCACAUUGCAAUCCGAUUGGGAUAAAGAUACAGAUCUAAACGCAUCAACGGCAAUAUUGACGUAUAUGCCACCUCAAACUCAACAACAUUUCCAACGGUCAUUCACAGACCCAACAUUGUACUCGUCGCAGAUGAAUAGUACCGACUUGCUCUCAAACCACCAAAUGGAUCAAAUACCAGAGAAUCCGUUUAGUAGCUCUUCCAUCAUUCCACCACUUCACCCAACACCCCGAUCUACGCAAACGGGGACUUUUACCGAGACCUUUUCCAAAGCUAACCGCUCACAGGGCUCAUUAUAUAAAGUGACAAGCCCAAGUGGUAAAUACAAGAGAAAAAAACCAGACUUAGAAGAUCAAAUAACCUACUUUAAAGAAGAAAGAGAAAAAGAAGAAGAGAAAGACAACGAUGAAGUGGAAUUUGAACAUGGGUUGGGGUUUGACAACAAUGCAAUGAUACUACCAAUUGCAAAUGAAGCAGAUCAACCUGUGGGCUACCCUACACAUAGCAUUACUAAGGAAAGUUUGGAUAUAGUUGAUGCAUAUCGUCAAGAGCAGACAAAGGCGCGGUUGAAUUUAGAGGAUGUAGAUAUAGUGGGCUGCCAAGAUCAUCAAGGUAGGGGCAACGAUAAAAACAACGAGAACGACCCCCUGUCUGUGCCAUACCCUGUUCGAGGCGUAUCGCGUUUCUUUGAACAAUAA
Molecule: messenger RNA, 2205 nt
Organism: Lodderomyces elongisporus
Lineage: Eukaryota; Fungi; Ascomycota; Pichiomycetes; Serinales; Debaryomycetaceae
Gene: KCH1
Product: Kch1p
Exons: 1
Coding region: 1-2205 (734 amino acids)
Biological process (GO): potassium ion transmembrane transport
Cellular component (GO): plasma membrane
Molecular function (GO): potassium ion transmembrane transporter activity
Source: RefSeq, a predicted model, not a curated record